UUCUUCUGAGCCUGACGAUGGGAAAGCCCCCUGCUGCCUGCAUCCAGUCCAGGCAUCUGUCUGUGCAGGCUUGUCCAGUGGGAGGCAGCACCAUGACCUUUAUGGUUCUUCUCUGCCUUGGACUGUGUCUGAGCCAGAUGACCCAUGUGCAGGCAGAGACCCUGCCCAUACCCAUCAUCUGGGCAGAGCCAGAUCCUGUGGUGGCCCAGGGGAAGCCUGUGAGCAUCUGGUGUCAGGGAUCUCAGAAUGCUGACCAGUACUGCCUGUACCGGGAAGGGGUCCCAGAGCCCUUGAGGAGGGAGUUUCCCCUGGGACCCAGCAACAAGGCUAAGUUCCCAUUCCCACACAUGACCUACCACCUUGCUGGUCGCUACUCCUGCUUGUAUCACAGACAAACAAGCUGGUCAGUGCCCAGCAAGCCUCUGGACUUGGUGGUCACAGGAAUGUUCAACAAACCCAGCCUCUCAGCCCUGCCCAGCCCCAUCGUGACCUCAGGAGGGAGCGUGGCCCUCCAGUGUGGCUCAUGGCAGGAAUUUGACUGGUUCGUUCUGUGCAGCAAAGAAGGAGAGGGCCACCCCAGGCACUUGGACUCACAGCACCAAGCUGAUGGGUGGUUCCAAGCGCUCUUCACUGUGGACCACGUGAGCCCAAGUCACAGGCAGACAUACAGGUGCUAUGGUUAUUUCUCGAGCUCCCCCUUUGUGUGGUCUACCUCCAGCCACGUUUUGGAGCUCCUGAUCUCAGGUGUGUCUAGGAAACCAUCCCUGUCAGUCUUGCCAGGGCCAGUGGUGGCUCCUGGGCAGAGCCUGACCCUCCAGUGUCACUCUGAUGUCGGCUACGACAGAUUCGCUCUGACUAAGGAGGGGGCAGGUGACCCUCCCCAGAGGCUUGGCUGGCAGUCCCAGGCUGAGCUCUCUGGGGCAGACUUCCCCCUGGGCCCUGUGAGACCCUCCCACGGGGGCCGGUACACGUGCUAUGGCGGACACACCCUCUCCUCCGAGUGGUCGGCCCCCAGUGAACCCCUGGACAUCCUGGUCGCAGUCCAGCUCCCACAGGGGCCACCUCCCACCCUGUCUGCGCAGCCCGGCCUCCCCGUGGCCGCAGGAGAGAAUGUGACCCUGCGGUGUCAGAGUGCCAGCUUCUUUGAUGCGUUCCUUCUGUCCAAGGAGGGAGAGGCUGGGCCACCCCUGCACCGCAGGUCUCAGCACCAAGGUGGGGAAUUUCAGGCGGACUUUCCCUUGCGCUCCGUGACUCUGGACCGCGGUGGGACUUACAGGUGCUAUGGGUCACUCAGCAGCACCCCUUUCCUGCUGUCGCACCCCAGCGACCCCCUGGAGCUCGUGGUCACAGGGGUUCCUGCUGCUGUCACCUCAUCACUGCAGACCCCAGACUCCACAAGUUGCAUGGCGCAGCCAGACAGGUUCCCAAGGUGAAACCAAGAGGUAAAUGGAGGAUGGCGCUGCACAUUCUUUGGGGUUUGAGAAUCUUAGAACAGAAUCACACCUACACAGAAGGCUGCAUUAACCCAGAAGAUUCUGAAGUGGUCCAUGAACUGUGUGAACUCUGUGCUGAAAACCUAAAGGCAAUGAAGCGGUGUUGUCUGUGCAGGAGGCAAGGACAAGGCUGGGAGAGCUCCCUGGAGGAGGGUCCUCCACCAUGAACCCUGCCCCCUGCUUUGCUGUCUCCUUAGUGUCUGGCUUCUCUUAUUCCCUCACCCUAAUGACAUGAGGCUUUAUCCACAUGAACAUUUGUGUCCAUAACUCCACUCAAUUUUUUUGGUUCUGCUCCAACACUGUGUAUCACAGAAGUCUUUUUAUCACAUGCACACUCCCUGAUGUGUUUCCAGUCCGUGCCUCCAGCUCUAAGUGCAGAGACUCAGGUAAUGCGGCUGAGCAAACGUUUAGAUGGAUUGAAAUUUAUAUCCAGCCUGGAAGGUGCAAGCCCAGAACGACAUUCCAACCCAACCCCUGUCUGGGAUUCUGCAGGCUUCUCUCUCUUCACCAGGUGCUUCCUGCAUGGCUCCUCCCCCAGCAUCAGCACCUGGAAUCAGCACUCUCCCAUAUGAGCCUCUGGUGCUUUCCCGUGUAACUGUUAGUGAUGAUGGCUUUUUCAGGGCUGUGGUGCCAAUUAAAUGAGAUUGUA
This is a messenger RNA of Mustela erminea (ermine), 2142 nucleotides long. Its product is annotated as leukocyte immunoglobulin-like receptor subfamily A member 6. Gene Ontology annotation, molecular function: inhibitory MHC class I receptor activity. Gene Ontology annotation, biological process: cytokine-mediated signaling pathway. The record is from RefSeq and is a predicted model, not a curated record. Bases 18 to 1433 code for a protein of 471 amino acids. The transcript has 8 exons. Lineage: Eukaryota; Metazoa; Chordata; Mammalia; Carnivora; Mustelidae.